AUGGGGCGAAAAGAGGCUGGUGAGAUAUCGGCGCCAAUUGGUCCACAAAUGGACACUUUGGCCACUAAUUUCGCGAUGGCUUUGACGGCCAAAGACAACAUCAUUGAAGAGAAGCUGAAGGAAAUCGAAGAACUGAAGCAAAUGGUGGAAACACUGAAGAGGGAGAAGGAGGACGAGAGUCGAGACAAGACUCAACUCCAGACCCGAUUGGAUUCGCUCAACACUUCGGCCGACGACCACCACUUCGACCACACAUUCACGUACGCCGAGGACAACACCGACUUCGACGAGUUCACCACAAUCAGGAGAUCCAGACGCAAGAGACGGCCCAAAAAGCUAAUGGACGUGUCGUCAGCGCCGAGUCGUGUGCCGUCGGCCCCAACGGGUGACCCGACAAACAACGGGCACCGGAAGAGAGGCCGACCCAGAGUUAUAAAGACCGAAGCGAUUGUCGCCGACGGCGGCGAACAAGAGUUGAUUGACGGCGUGUUGGCCGCAGCGGACGGCACGACGAUAGAGACUGACGCUGGCGGACAGUCGGCGCCGCAAAAGCGUAAAUUCCCGCACCACUGCGAUUGGCCCGGAUGUGAGCGCUCUUUCCGCCGGCCGGCGUUUCUUCGCAAACACAAACGCGUCCACACGGGAGAGAAGCCAUUCAAGUGCCAAUGGGAGGGCUGCGCGUUCGCCAGCGCCGACAUCUUCUGUCUUCGCACUCAUCAGAUGAGACACACGGGAGAGAAACCCUACAAAUGCAAAGUUAGCGGUUGUGGAUGGAGUGGUCGCCAACAGACCAGUUAUGAUAGACACCGGCGAGUGAUUCACGGCCAGCAGCGCAUCUUCCAGUGUGAUUGGCCGGGAUGUGACCGCAGAUAUCGUGACAAACAUUCGCUCAAUUAUCACCGCAAGUCACACACCGGCGAAAAGGAGUUCAUGUGUUCGUUCCCCGAAUGCGGCAAACGCUUCAUCGGUCGCAGCGAUAUGAAGAAACACGAGAGCACUCACAACGCCAUCAAGCCGUACAAGUGCUCGUGGCCCGGCUGUGGCCGCUCUUUCGUCCAGAAACGCUACCUUUCCCUUCACAACCUCAAGCACACAGGCGAGCGUCCGUUUCCCUGCGAUUGGCCGGGAUGUGAGUGGCGCUCAUUCACGCCUCACGAACAGGCGAAGCACAAGAAAACACAUACCGGAGAGCGACCCUAUCCUUGCGAACGCUGCGAUCGCCGCUUCGCCGACGAAUCCAACCUAAAGGCACACCUGCGGACAGUACACGAGGGCCAGAAGAACCAUCAGUGCGCUUAUCCCGGGUGUGGCAAGAAAUACACAGUCAGACGGACACUACUCAUACAUCAGAUGAAAGCGCACCCGAAUAUGGGUGUCAUCACUGGUCACUCAUUAUCAUCGGCAGCGACCGUCUCUUUGCUCGAAGUCGACGAUUCGUCUCCCAUUCAGACAAUUAUUGUCACAACAGAUGAAUGAAUCGAGUUUUAAGACAUUUAUAGUUAUUAUAAUAUAAUUAUAUUAUAAUUUGUGUAAAAAGACAAAGAAUUUCAAAUUUUCC
Messenger RNA from Medioppia subpectinata, 1558 nucleotides. Lineage: Eukaryota; Metazoa; Arthropoda; Arachnida; Sarcoptiformes; Oppiidae. The record is from the annotation of a GenBank genome assembly.